AUGGCAAUCGGGUCAAUGAAAUCUUUUAACCAGCUAAAUUUAUCCUUCCCUGUUAUAAGUGCUUCGAAUGGAGAUGUCACGCUUAAUUCGACAAAAAAUUACCCAAUGUAUAUGAGAAUUCAGGCUUCUUUUUCUCAUGAAUAUUCAUUAAUUCCUAUUUUUAUUCGUGCUUUAGGCUGGAGAAAGGUGGCAGUCCUUUAUCAAAAUGAUACAUGAGGCCUGUCUGGGUACGUUUAUUUUAACCAAGGAAGUAAAGGCCAUGAUUUAUCUUUAGUUAACCCAGAAAGUAGCAGAGCUUUUCCUGGGAAUCUUAAUAGAGAGGAAGUAAAAGAACAUUCGCAUAUACUUCAAGAAAUAGUAAACUCUGAGGCGAGAUUUUUGAUUUUAAUAAUGCAGUAUCCGACUGCUUAUUAUAUUUUUGAAGAAUUUUAUGAUUUAGGAUUAAGAAAAGGGGAUCUAGUAAUUUUUACAUCACUUUCAGACCUGAUUACAUUUUCCGCAUAUGAUAAUGCUUAUAAACAUAAAGUAUAUGAAGUGGCUGUGCCUAUUAUGACUGGGCAUGGGCAAAGCUGGGUUGGGCCAUUAGGAGAAAAAGCACUUUCGCAAAUAGAAAAAUCAUAUGGCGGAUUAAUAAACUCGUAUAGCUGCUUUUAUUUUGAUGCUAUCUUUUUAAUUACUUAUGCGCUGGAUUUUAUGAUUAAUAGAGGGAUGGACUAUACUGAUCCUGAUAAACUACAAAAAGUUAUGAGAAAUCAGCAGUUCUAUGGGUGUACUGGGCAAGUUAAUAUAGAAAAAGGGUCAAAUGAUAGGAUUAUCCAAACUUUUGAAAUUUUUUUAAAUAAAAUAGACGAAAAUGGAAAUUUAACUACUUAUGUGAUGGGGCAGUUUCGGCCUCAAAGCACACAGCUAAUAACAAUCCAAGAGCCUUUGGUAUAUGCAGAUGGCUCCACAACAAAGCCAGCAGACUUAAGAAGCACUGAUUAUAAAUGCCCUUUCCCUGACAGACUUGUAAAAACCUUCCCAGAUGGAAGAGCCUUAGUUUUCGGGAUUUGUUUUGGCGUUGGAUUAAUCUACCUUGGCAUCGUAAUUUAUAUAUGAAAUCGAUGAUGAAAAAUUUCUAUUGAGCCGCUAAAGCGAAAAGAGAGAGAGAGAGAGAGAUUAGUUAGAGAGGUUAAGCGGGGAUUAUUUCAGCCCCUAGCCAGUCGGACUUCAGCUUCGUGCUUCAUGUGGCACUAAGCACUAAAGCCACCUAACGCCCUUUUUCUUCGGAGCCAUCAAAAAUGGUGACGUCCUCAGUCUGUCGGGGAGACUCACCCGACCCUGCUGGAUCAGAAAUUUCUAUGCAAGACGUGAUUGUGGGGAUGACCAUUUUUAUUGAAUUUUUUCAGUUUUCCUCAAUGGGCCCAGAUUUUACAGUUAUAAAUUCUACGUUGAUUGAGAUCAGUAAUAUGCUUUCCCUAAGCCUAAACGAUAUCCUUAAGCUCCAAAAUGGGGUAUUUUGAAUAGUGGUUGACGUCGUUUUUGGGGCUAUAGGCUUAUGAGUAAUUUUAUGUUUUGUAAUUCUUACUAGGCUUGAUGAGAAAUUUCCGACAAUUGUUAUGCUGAGACAUUUAGACGCUUUAGCUGACUAUCUUAUGCCAAUUUUAGGGAAUCUUUGCUUUAUUCCUUUUACUUCAGUGUGCCUUGACAUCUUUUUGUGUGACCAAUCAAUUGGUGAUAGCUUUACAGAAAGUUUUCUAGCUUGGGAUUGCUAUUAUUUUUGCUGAAAAGGUGAGCAUUUAUAUUAUGCCGUUUUUUCAGUUUUGGCGCUGACUGCUUAUGCUCCGCUUGCAAUAUUUUGUAGGCCUCUUUGACAAGAGCUGCAACCGCUUUUGCAUGUAAAAGCAAUCCCACUUUUUUUGAUGGUAAAAACAAUGGUUCAAAUAAUUUUAAUUGUGAUGAAUAAGACAGUCAAAAGGGCUCAAAGCGCCCUUCAUGGAGCUUUAUUUUUGAUAGUGAUGCUUAUUUAUAUUAGUUUUUUGCAUAAAUUCAAGCCUUAUAACUACGCAAGAUUCAGCUGAUGGCAAACUUUGAUUUUAAUAGCAGUUGUAUGGCUUGCUUUUCUUUCGAUGGUUGCACAGAGUAUUGGAGGGAAUCCAUUUAUAUUGUCAGCUAUGCUAUGCUCAGGUUGAGUAGUUAUUAUAUUAGUUGGCAUUUAUGUGCAGCAUAAAAAAUACCCAAGUUUACUUUUUCGCAAAAGGGGCCAAGAUACAUCAACUUUGUUUAAAUUUGCUUUUGCAUUUGGCAGGCAUUCAAAGCAAGCUUUACAAAAGAUUGUUCCGAACACUAAUGUAGAAAAGAUUAUUUUAAAGUAA
Molecule: messenger RNA, 2354 nt
Organism: Blepharisma stoltei
Lineage: Eukaryota; Ciliophora; Heterotrichea; Heterotrichida; Blepharismidae
Source: the annotation of a GenBank genome assembly